ACUGAAGAUACUAUCAUUGCACAUGGGACAAUAUUUGAUGCUGAAGGUGACGGUGAGAACAUCAAGGUAUCAGUGGAUGUUGUCCUCGAUGGCCAAUGUGUGAUUCCAAAUCCGACAAAGGAAGGAGUCACCAAACUGACGCAUGAAGUCGGAUCACAUUUAUUGUGGCCACGACAUCUUGUUCUUACUAGGAAUGAUAAGGUAAUUGUCUGUCUUAUUGUGUUGGAGUUUUUAUGCAUCAAAUUAUACUAACAGUAGUUGAACUUUUUGUGAUAGAAGGAAACUGUGGGCUUCAAUACGGAUCCGUCCACAUUCUCUAUGGCAGCAUAUCUACGUGCUCUAGUGGCACUCCGGUGUUUGGUUAGACUCGUUGAACAUAUGGGGUCAUCGAUUCAACUAAACACGCCUUUAGAGCUAUUCGGUGUGAAGAGAAAAUGUUGCAUUAUGGUUGAGUCACUGAGGGAUUUCUCGUCAAUGCAGCCAAUAUGCACAUCAUGCUUAGAUGCUUACAUGAUGUACCUUCACACAAUUAUGGUACAAGGACGAAGUUCAAGCUUGUUCAAGUUCAUGGAUGCCGGAUCUGUAAGUUACUCGAGUUACAAACAAUCGCGUGCGCAGUUGUUGAAUGCUCGACUUCUCGGUGCCGAGUAUGACCAAGUAGUAUUGUUCCCAUACAACUCUGGCAAUCAUUGGACAUUGGUCGUUGUUAAUCCUACAAAAGGUGUUGCAUAUUGGAUUGACCCGUUGAAGAAUCGGAUUGACGGAGACAUGAGUGAAGUGCUUCAAAUGUCAUUCAAUAUAUCAAAGAAGAAAAAACCGAAUUGGAAGGUUGUUAAGUGUCCCAAACAAAAUGGGGUGGUAGAAUGCAGGUACUAUGUUAUGCGAUUCAUGCGGGACAUAAUUUCUGCGAGGAGUACUUCGAUUGUAGAUGUCGUAAGUAUUAGAGUUUUGAAACCACUUUAUGUCAUUGUUUGGAAUGAAAAUAAUUCUUAACCACUUUAUUAUUUACAGAUGAAAAGUUUACCUCCUACGUACUCUAUUUACCUCCUACGUACUCUCAAGAUGAAAUCGAUGAAGUUAGAUCGGAAUUGGCGGAGUUCCUUUCUAAGCACGUACAUCGUGCUUAGCACCAGAUUAGGAAACAACAUUUUUUGAAGUAUUUUGUGGGGAUUUUUUGUUAAUAUAAUUUUGUUAAACCCGAACUACACACAAGAAAAUGUUAAGCACAUUGUUUUGAACAGACUUAAGCAUGAAAGGGGUAAGUGAAUGGUUAUUUUAUCACAUCUAAGUAUAUGUGACUUGCUUUUAAGUAAGUGGAUAUGAAUGUGUGUUUGCUUA
Cucumis sativus (cucumber) is the source of this 1338-nucleotide messenger RNA. RefSeq lists its product as uncharacterized. Bases 319 to 993 code for a protein of 224 amino acids. The transcript is spliced from 5 exons. Gene Ontology annotation, biological process: proteolysis. NCBI's taxonomy places the organism in Eukaryota, Viridiplantae, Streptophyta, Magnoliopsida, Cucurbitales, Cucurbitaceae. Gene Ontology annotation, molecular function: cysteine-type peptidase activity. The record is from RefSeq and is a predicted model, not a curated record.